UGAUGACAAAGAGAAGGAAAAAAGUGACUCCAGUGAUGAUGAUAAUUAUGAGCCAUAUAUUCCCCUGAAAGAAAGAAAAAAGGAAAAGCUUGUAAAGUUGGGUCGUUUAGGAACUAUAUUGCAAGAAAAAGAAAAGUUUAAAGUCAAAUCAAGUAGUGAAGGCGAUAGUGAUGAAUUGGAUGACGAUUUUGGAAGAAAGUAUAAUGUCAGUCUACUUGAUCAGCAUAAUGAGCUAAAGAAGAAAGCAGAAGCUCGUAAAGAGAGUGCUCUUGAGAAACAGCUGAAAGAGGAGGAAAAAAUCUUAGAAAGUGUUGCCGAGAAAAGAGCAUUGAUGGGUGUGGCUGAACUUGCUAAAGGCAUUCAAUAUGAAGAUCCAAUUAAAACUGGGUGGAGACCCCCACGCUACAUAUUAGCUUUGUCAGAAAAGAGGCACGAGCGAGUGCGUCGGAAGUAUCGGAUACUUGUCGAAGGGGAUAACAUUGUUCCACCAAUCAAAACAUUCAAAGAAAUGAAGUUCCCUAAAUGUAUCCUCCAUGGUUUAAAGAAAAAAGGAAUUACUAAACCUACUCCUAUACAGAUGCAAGGAUUACCAGCAGUUUUAUCAGGUCGAGAUAUGAUUGGUAUUGCUUUUACUGGUUCAGGAAAGACCCUUGUGUUUGUUUUACCUAUUGUUAUGUUUGCUAUGGAACAAGAGAAAUGCCUGCCAUUCACACAGGAGGAAGGUCCUUAUGGUCUCAUCAUUUGCCCGUCUAGGGAAUUAGCCAAACAGACAUACGAGAUUCUUCGUUAUUUUGGACAAUGCUUCUCUAACGCUGGAUAUCCUGACUUACGAUGCUGCUUAUGUAUUGGAGGUGUAUCAGUAAGGGAUCAACUUGAUGUUAUAAAACGGGGUGUUCAUAUUAUGGUGGCUACUCCAGGAAGACUCAAUGUUUUAAUCUUUGCGGAAAAGAAACAGGAUGUUGAUGCUAUACAUGAAUAUUUACUUUUAAAAAAUGUUGAAGCUGUAGCGAUUCAUGGGGGCAAAGAUCAAGAAGAACGCUCGCGAGCUGUUGAUGCUUUUAGACAAGGAGAGAAAGAUGUCCUAGUGGCUACUGAUGUUGCUUCUAAAGGAUUGGACUUUGAUAAUAUUCAGCACGUUAUUAACUAUGACAUGCCUGAAGAUAUUGAAAAUUACGUUCAUCGUAUUGGUAGAACUGGAAGAUCUGGGAAAAAGGGAAUCGCCACCACAUUUAUUAAUAAGGCCUGUGAUGAGUCCGUACUUCUGGAUAUGAAGCAUUUGCUGAUUGAAGCUAAACAAAAAGUGCCACCUUUCUUAGCUGCUCUACAAUCUGAGAAUGAGAAAUAUCUUGACCUUGGAGAAGAAAGAGGCUGUUCUUACUGUGGUGGACUUGGUCACAGGAUCACAGAUUGUCCCAAACUAGAGGCUGUUCAGAACAAACAGGCAUCCAAUAUUGGACGAAGAGACUAUUUAGCAAACAAUAGUGCUGACUGGUAGACACUCUCUACCUCUUCAUGUGUUGUUAUGUAAAAUAUAUAUCUGUAAGAAUGGAAAGUGUGCAUGUUCACCAAUGGCACAGUAAUCACUUAUGAUAUAAUGUAAUAAAAACUUAAUGUUGGCUAUUCAAAAAUGAAUUACUGCUUGUAUGCUAUGCAUUUUAUUUUAAAUGUUUUGUGCCCAAUAUCAUGUGUUAUUAAAAAUUUAAAAACUCAUUUUCCCUUUUCUUAAAAUACUUAUGAAAAUAAAUUUUCACAAACUAUAUUCAAAUAUACCAAUUCCAUCUACAGAGGAAUUUUUUAAAUAACUUAAGAUAUCUCCUAUGCAACUGAUCUUUUUAUUCUCAUUGACCACCAGUCAUAAAAUAAAUAAUCUCAUAGACCACUACCCAGUUUUCAGGAAGAUAGGGAAAGAUCUCCGACUGAAUAGAGCUAGGUUUUAAAUAUGCAUUAUGAGUUUUAUUUAUAUAGUGUGAAAAUCAAAUUUAUUAAAAAUAAAAUGUGAGCAUUAAUCAUUCCAUGUUCUGUAUAAAGUAGCAGAUAAUUUUAUGUCAGUCAGAAGACUAGAAAUUUGAUGCCACCAAAGAAAAACAUCUUCAUCUGUGAACAAUUAUUUCGUGAGCCACUAGUGAUCUAGAAACUACUCUAUGCUCAUAAUGUAUAUUAUGUAUAUAUCUUGCAUAAAUUGUGAAUAAUGUCAUGGAAUAAAAUCAAUAUAUGAUAUUCUUGUUAUUAA
Messenger RNA from Parasteatoda tepidariorum (common house spider), 2230 nucleotides. Lineage: Eukaryota; Metazoa; Arthropoda; Arachnida; Araneae; Theridiidae. The record is from RefSeq and is a predicted model, not a curated record.